Molecule: messenger RNA, 231 nt
Organism: Ustilago hordei
Lineage: Eukaryota; Fungi; Basidiomycota; Ustilaginomycetes; Ustilaginales; Ustilaginaceae
Exons: 2
Coding region: 1-231 (76 amino acids)
Source: RefSeq, a predicted model, not a curated record
AUGUCGCCAACUGCUACUGGCCCGGCACCUUCCGGUGUUGCUCCUAUCAGCAAGAAGGCACAGGUCACACCUGAUGACAAGACCACCAAUGACCCACGCGACUCAAACAUUCACAGAGCUAUUGCUCAACACCCAUAUGGCGGUGCCGCCAACCUUCGCGAUGUCUUUACAAACCAAGUGUCAUGGUCUCGUUUCUUCACGCUGUCGAAUUCGCCGGGUGCUUUGUGUUGA